Molecule: messenger RNA, 8820 nt
Organism: Lates calcarifer (barramundi perch)
Lineage: Eukaryota; Metazoa; Chordata; Actinopteri; Centropomidae
Product: voltage-dependent calcium channel subunit alpha-2/delta-2
Exons: 38
Coding region: 303-3593 (1096 amino acids)
Cellular component (GO): voltage-gated calcium channel complex
Molecular function (GO): voltage-gated calcium channel activity
Source: RefSeq, a predicted model, not a curated record
CGUGAGCGCGCCUGCCUGUGAGAUUGUGGUGGUGGUGUCGGUGGUGUAUGUGGGAGCAGGAGGAGAGACUCUGCAGUGUCUUGGCAGCUGCAUUAGUGCAUCUCCCACCGUCCGCGAUGCCUUCACGGCCAAUGCCUGCCUCCUCCGCGUCCACUUGACGGCAGAAAAAGCGACAUGAACUCGUCGGGAAACUGAGCCGGACGUUCACGCUAUAGCUCGCUAUAUGCCCCGGAGGCAGUCCGGAGCGCUUCCAUUCACGCACCGAAAACCCGUGUGACGAGAAUAUAUUUUUUUAAUGGAAAAUGGCGAUAGGCAAAAGGUCUUGCAGCAUCGUCUGCUUGGUAUCUAUCCAGAUUAUCUUGAUUUUCAGCGCAUCGUGGCCUGGAGCAGCGGGUCUCACAUUCCCCCAGCAAUACACGAUAAUGCACUGGGCCAGGCGUAUCGAGCAGGAGAUUGACAGAGUCUUUCAGCAAAUCACUGGAGCUCAGCAGUUGAAAGGGAUAUACAAUGAAGAAAGAAGACGAUUUAGUCUGGUGAAGAAUCAGCCUCGAAAGAUAGUGGAGAAGGUGGCUUCAGACAUAGAGAAACUCCUGGCUAAGAAGCGCAAGGCCCUCGAUAGGUUAGCCAGUGAAGCAGAGCGGCUCCAGCGAGAGCAUCUGUGGCAGGAUGGAAUAAAGGAGUUGGACAUGGCUUAUUAUGACUCUAAGGCUGAGCUGGAUUAUUAUUCGAUGGAUGGAGAAGGAGAGGUGGAAAAUCCCUCCCAUAUCAAGCUGGAGUUUGUUUAUGAUCCAAACUUCAAAAACAACGUCAACUAUUCCUACACAGCUGUUCAGAUUCCUACAGAUAUUUAUAAAGGAGCUCCAGUCAUUCUGAAUGAGUUGAACUGGACGCAGGCGCUGGAGAAAGUCUUCAUGGAGAACAGUCGGGAGGAUCCAUCGCUGCUGUGGCAAGCGUUUGGCAGUGCGACAGGAGUCACCCGCUACUAUCCAGCUACACCCUGGAAAGCCCCUGAUAAAAUUGACCUGUAUGAUGUCAGGAGGAGGCCCUGGUACAUCCAGGGCGCCUCAUCCCCUAAAGACAUGGUCAUUCUUGUGGAUGUGAGUGGCAGUGUCAGUGGACUCACCCUAAAACUGAUCAAAGCGUCAGUGAUGGAAAUGCUGGACACUCUGUCUGAUGACGACUAUGUCAACGUGGCCAGGUUCAACGAGAAGGCCGAGGCUGUGGUUCCCUGCUUCAAACAUCUAGUCCAGGCUAAUGUGCGCAACAAAAAGAUCUUUAAAGACGCAGUGCAGCAGAUGCAGGCUAAAGGCACCACUGACUACAAGUCUGGAUUUCAUUUUGCCUUCAACCAGCUGUUAAAUAAGACAAAUGUCCCCCGGGCUAACUGUAAUAAAAUAAUCAUGCUGUUUACUGACGGAGGAGAAGACAGAGCUCAGGAUGUCUUCAUGCAGUACAACUGGCCCAACAAAACGGUUCGAGUGUUCACCUUUUCUGUGGGUCAACACAACUAUGAUGUCACACCCUUACAGUGGAUUGCAUGUACCAAUAAAGGUUACUAUUUUGAGAUCCGUUCCAUCUGUGCUAUAAGGAUUAACACCCAGGAGUACCUCGACGUGCUGGGGCGCCCCAUGGUUCUGGCAGGCAGCGAUGCCAAGCAGGUUCAGUGGACCAAUGUAUAUCAGGAUGCUUUGGGUCUUGGCAUGGUAGUAACUGGGACUCUUCCUGUAUUUAAUCUCACCAUGGAUGGAAACUCACAGAAUCAGCUGAUAUUAGGUGUCAUGGGAGUUGACGUGCAUCUUGAUGAGAUAAAGCGACUGACACCACGGUACAAUCUUGGAGCAAAUGGAUACAUAUUUGCGAUCGACCCAAAUGGAUAUCUUCUCCUACAUCCUAAUCUCCAGCCAAAGCUUGUGAACCUCCCUGAACCUGUGACGCUGGACUUCCUAGAUGCAGAGGUGGAGGACGGCAAUAAAGAGGAGAUCCGCCGACAAAUGAUCGAUGGAAGACCGGGCGAAAUGCAGGUCAAAACUCUCAUCAAGUCGAUUGACGAGCAAUACAUCGAUGAGGUGUACAGGGGUUACACCUGGACUCCUAUCAACGGUACAGAUUACAGUCUUGGUUUGGUACUACCCCCCUAUAAUGAGUACUACAUCCAGGCAGACCUGAGUGAUGUGAUGCUGCAGCUCCAAUAUAUGCAGUCGCUGCUGCCCAGCUCCUUUGAAUCAUCAGGACAUGUGUUUCUGGCUCCAAGGGAAUACUGCAAGCGCCUGCAGCUUUCUGACAACAACACCCAGUUCUUGCAGAACUUCCUUUCGCUCAUGCUGGAUAUUUCUCCAGAAUCUGAUGAGUGUGACCAAGGCCUCAUCCACAACCUGAUUUUGGAUUCUAGGAUUAUUGGGCAGCUGGCCUCUCGUGUAUGGAAGAACAAGGACCUGAAUUCGUACGGCUUCCUGGCUGUGUUUGCGUCCACAGAUGGAGGAAUAACGCGGGUUUUCCCCAACAUAGCUGCAGAGUUAUGGGAUGAAGAUCCUGAACCCUUUAAUUCAAAUUACUAUAGAAGGAGCCUUGACAACAGAGGUUACAUGUUCAGAGCUCCAUCAAAAUCAUCCUUGGACGACCCUGUAGGUGCAGAAAAUGGCACUGUUGGAAUCCUGGUUAGUUCAGCUGUAGAGGUUAAUUUAGGAGGCAAACUGCUCAAACCUGCAGUGGUUGGAGUGAAGCUGGACUUGGAGGCAUGGGUGGACAAGUUUAAGAUCCUGGCCAGCAACGUGUCAGACAGUCGACAGGGCUCCCACAAGUGUGGACCAUCGAGAAGUUGUGAGAUGGACUGUGAAGUGAACACUGACGACCUCCUCUGCUAUCUCAUUGAUGAUGGUGGGUUCCUGGUUAUGUCCAAUCAGAGAGAUCACUGGAGAAAGAUCGGUCUUUUCUUUGGUGAUGUGGACCCGUACCUGAUGCAUGCACUCUACAACAACUCAAUCUUCACCCGCCGUCAGUCUUUUCACUACCAGUCUGCAUGUGAACCGGUCAGCAGCAGCCACACCGGUGCAGCUCCAAGGGGCAUCUUUGUGCCAUCCAUCGCUGACAUUCUGAGCUUGGCCUGGUGGACGUCCACAGUGGCAUGGUCUGUGGUCCAGCAACUACUGUAUGGACUGGCCUACAACAGCUGGCUCCACCAAGAUCGUGUCCUAGUUGAAGGUUUUGAGACAAAAGAAAGCAGCUGUGUGACCAUCCAAAGCCAGUUCUACUUUACAAACACCACCAACUCCUACAAUGUGUUGCAGGACUGUGGAAACUGCUCACGGCUGUUCCACGCAAAGCGGAUAGAAAACACAAACCUGCUCUUUGUUGUUGCUGAGACACUUCCCUGCAGCUCCUGUGAGAUCGAGAGAUUGACCCAGGUCAGGACAGAGUUUCAAGAGGAGAAUCCAUGUGAAGUACUGAGCAACGCACGAUAUCGUAAAGGCCCGACUUCCUGCUUUGACUACAGUGCCUUAGAAAACACGUCAGAGUGUGGACGGGGUCAUUCUCUGCAGUCCUCCAUAGGAGUCCUUCUCUGUAUUCAGCUUAUUCUGCCUCUCUUUCAUCUCUGACACGUGCAAACACUCCGACAUCUUUCAUCUCUCUGGGUUAAGGCUCGGAUCUACUGAAGGUCAGAUCAAACAGUAACUGCAAAAUUCUUUUUUGAUCUACAAACAGCACAAAGCGCACCGUGCUAAGGGUAAAAAAAAAGAAGAAAAAGAAAACAAAAAACUAGAUCAGCUCUUAGUGUUUUUUGCCUUAUUGCUUAUGCAUUUGUAGGUGUUUCAGGGCUUGAGUGCAAAACAUAGGCAAAGAAUGUGUUGGGUAUGCAUGCCAAUUACAUUAGGACAAGCAUGUUUGAAAUUCUGUGCACAUGGGUUCAGCCGCAUAAACAAUCACCCAAAAAAUCAGGGAGGCAGCCAAAAUAUACUUUUAACAGGUCAAUAAAUAACCAACCAGCUGGAACAAAUUUCCAUCAGUUUUUGAUUUUGGGUGUGGUUGUGAUGUUACAAAGGACCUAAAAACUCAGUUGGAUUAAUUUUGAGUGUUCAAAUCUACUCAAGUGAGGUUGCAAUACCAUAUUGUUGAGAUACUCUGCUACAAGUAAAAGUGAAAAUUUUACUUAACAGAAAAGGUAGCAAGUAUUGGCAACAAAGUGAAUUUGUCAGUGUUAUAUUACCUAUUAACAUGCAUUUCAGUGUUGUGGCUUGUCAACAUGGAGCAAAUUUUCACUACUUUAUAUGAGUAGUGUUAAAAACUCAUCAUAGGUGUUCUGUGUAAAAUUGUAAAACAAGAUCUAGGAACUAUAGCUGACAGAUAAAUGUAGAAGAGUAAAAAGUGCAAUAUUUUCUUCUUCGAUGCAGUGAAGUUCACGUAUUAAAGGUGCUCUGUGCAGUUUUCUUGUAAACAAAACUUCUGUUUACAUGCGCGGUUCAAAACAAGGACCCCCUCAUAAAAACAUUGGUCCAUAGCUCUAAUAGUGGUAGCAUAAAAUAGAAAUACUUAAGUAGAAGCAACUGCAACAGUGCACCCAAAUGCAGUACUUGGGCAAAUGGUUUAUAUCUGAAUACAAAGCUGCACACAUGCUGGCUUUUAUUGAGAGGAGAUCUGUGAUUGGCUGAACACAGUUGAAUGCUACAGCAACUCUGAUGAGACUUUAUUCUGAGUUUUUAGAUCUUUCAUUGUGUAAGUGUAUUCCGAGCAACUCGGAAUAUACUCUAAUUAUAUGAAUUUUUGUUGGUAUGGAUUUACACUUUCCAUACAGUACAACUGCUGCUUUACACAACUGAUAGUUUUACAUUGUGCACACCACACAUUAAGCUCACUGCUACAGCAUGAAGAUGUAAAUAAGUAGACAAUAAAUAGACAGAAUCAGCUGGUGGUCGAGCUUUAUGGUUCAAACUCCCACCUGUAAGUUUGCUCAGAUGCUGCUUGUGGCAGCUUUUGCUUUUGUUGGCUUCAAAUGAGUUUACUGCUUCUGUUUUCUUUUGCAUGUCUGGUCCUGAUAAAUGUCUUUGCACAUAGAGGAGCUACUGCACUUAACUGUUUUUACAUGAUAGUAGAUCCGAGCCUUAACCUCACAUUCACUUCAGUGUCUUUCAGUCCACCUCUGACUUUUGCCAAGACAGUUUCACUCUAUCAUACACAUGACACGACCCAGAAUGAUUUCCUGCUGCCAUCUCAACCACCGUCUAUUUCUUAAAUCUUUUGAUCCAUCAGAUUUUUGACAUAAUUUAGAUGAUUUUUUUCCCCUAAAAUUAUUUUCUGAGAGCACUUUGACCUAUGGGACAACAGAUGAAAAAAACCAGAAUGAUGGAAAAUACCAGUGUUAGACUUCCAGCAAGGUUUUGUGACUUUUCAUAACACAUAUCAAUGAUGAAACAUUCCUGUAGUUUCAUUGUGAUACAAGGAUUGUACAAGUCAAGGUUUGUUUUGAUGAAAUGCUUCCACAGAUACUUGGUAUGAUCUUGAAGUGCUUCCAGUCAAGUGAGAAAUUGUUAAAAGAUGUAAAAUCAAACAACAGAGACCAAAAUCAUCAAACAUUAAUCGAUUUUGUAAAUUACAAGUAUAUCCUCAAUUGACCAUAAUAUUUAGGAACACUGCGCAGUGUUUAGUGCAACAAUGCUAUUAUAAUUGGACACUUUAUUCUGCCGCUGAUAUUCGGUUUAUGAUCAAAAGAAUAAUUUACAUGCAGUGUGUACAUGUAGUCUUUGUGCACAAAAUGUGCAGACUUCUGUGUGCAGCCAACACGUUUUAAAUGUGUACCAUUUGUUGUUUGAAACUCUUUGUUUUUUGUAUCUUGUAUCAUCACUACUUGUCAAACCUGAAUUUAUGCACUUAUGUAUGCUUCUGUAUGGGGAAUGUAGCUUCUGAACAGCUUUCGGUGUUAUCAGUAUAUUAUCAGUAUGUGAUGCUUUUUGAUCCUCUGUUGAGAUUCCCCUGAUAUCUAAUUGAAAGUGACAAAUCUCUGUGGCAGAAUAUUUUCAUUUUAUCAUGCAUAGCUCUUCAUGACAGCGAUAUCUGAUUCAACUUUUUACUAAAUUAUUAAGCUGGAAGACGUAGCAGUUUAGUCACCGUUAGGCAUCUGACUGUACUGACUAUAUGGUUAUAGAGGUGUUGCACCAUGUGCUAGUGUGCAAUUGAUUUUUUUCAGCAUCAAUUACUCUGCCCAUUAUUUAUUCUCAAUUAAUCAAUUGGUUGUUUUGUCAAUACAGUGUCAACAAAAUAACAGAAAAAGGCCCCUCAUAGUGUCCCAGAGCCCAAGUGGAGGUUUUUUUAAGAUUUGUUUUGUCUGAUCUCCUGUCCAGAAAUAUUCAAUUUAAAUAGAAAAGCACCACAUCCUCGCACUGUACAAGCUGGACCAAGCAAAUGUUUGGUAUGUUUUGCUUGAAAAAUGCCUGAAUUUGAAAGUCAAAGAACGAGCAGAGUGUCCAGUAACCUGACAGGCUGUUUUUACCAAACUCAUUUACAAAGCUACAGCAUAUGUGAUGUUAAAACAGAGCUAUAGAAACACUCUGCUUGGAAUAAUUAUAUAUGUUUGAUAUGAUUUUAUUCACAUAAUAUUCAUUUAUCAAAUUAUAGUUAGUUUAAAUUACAUUUUUGUAUCAAAAGUUUAAAUAAUGGACACAGGAUGUUUCCUAUGUUCACUGUAAAGUCGACUCUCAGUGUGUGUGCACUGGAAGCAUCACAUUUCCACAUCACACAUGACUAUUAGACAAUGAUUGGCUACAAACUUUGUGCUUCAUGCUUGUAUAUACUAAAGUCCAAUUGAAGAAGAAAGAAAUGUUACUUCUUCAAAACAUGUGAAUUGUGUCAAACUCUGCACAUACAUCCUUCUGCACAGUGAAGGUCAAACAUCCAAGUGAAGUGGAGGGUGACUUUAAAGCAACAAAAAGACUGAACGGUGAUUCUGUAACCUCACAGUGCAUCAGUGUUUCAUUCCUAAGGAGUUAUGCAUGGUAAAACCCUGAAAACAUUUUCCCACAGUUACUCAACAGCCCCUGACUCUGGUUACAGAGGUAGCAGAGGAUAUUUUUAAAAAGCUUUUUGACAAAGUAUUUGUAAACCGCUGUAUUUUUUUUCCGUCUGCCUGGUGUUCCACCCUGCAGUGCCUUGUUGCACUUGUUUUUUGGAUGGCAGGAAGAUUUGGAUUUUAGCUGUGGACGCUCCUCCUGCAGGCCAUGUGAAGGACACACUUGAAUUUUCAAGGGGUUGCAACGGUUCAACUCUAAAUGGACUUCUCUCGGUUAGCAAAUAUAUAAAAGAAGAUGCUCUUCAUGAACUUACGAAACAUUUCUAAAGAGCACAACAUGAAGUGUGUUGAGCAGCUGGCCUCCCCCUCCUGCCUUCUCAUGGACAGAUGUUUUGUUGACGCGAAGAGAACAAACCCUGUUGCCCUUCUGCUACGUGUUGUUUAUCUCUACACUGUGGUUCAGCCUUGAAUCAAAGCACAGACACUGUCCAUUUUCAUAGAUUUCUACUUUGUUCCAUCUGCACACUGUAUAUUCUAUAUUUGAAGCCUGUUGGAAACAUGUACUUUUCCAUUAGGCCUGACUGAAACGAGUGAAUGUUUAUGUACAGUAUACCUACUGUCGUGCAUCUCUGCUGUACCCAAGCAUGGUGGGGACCUGGAGAAGCAGAUUAAAGCUCAACACUGUUUGGAGACCUCAGCAAAAACACUGCUUACAGAAACCAACAACAACAACAAAACAAAAAAAAAAAGCUUUUACUCUGAGACCUGCAGUAUGUACAUUAGGUCAUAUUGCAUUAUUCAAACAACACUGUUGUACAUUGAAGGAAAGACAUUUUGUGGAACUCUUUAUAGCCUACAAUAUAUUACUACUGUUGAGGUCAGUGUUGUAGUUUCGUUUUAAACUACCGGUAUUUAUUUGCAUGAUAUAUUUUGAACAAUUUACAGAUUUGUGUACAUAGCCUGAUGGAUAUUUUACAUUCCUGUCCACAUCCAGCUCUCCAGCACCGUGGGGAGAAGCGAUGGCGCCCCUCUGUGGAUAUUUUCAUGGGUGAUGUGGAGGCCUCAGAGCUCUUUGCUGUGUGUGUAACCGAAUGAAGCUGAAAGUUUGACUUCAGUGAAGCCUACAAUAACUGUCAGUGUUUGCAAUUUUAGGUGUUUUGCUGCAAGUAAAAGCACAAAGUUUAGAGUUAUGAGCAACAUACUGCCUGAUCAAAACUUUUGUCAUUUAUUUAUUAAAAAUGUCUCCAAGUGACAUAAAAAGCAAAUGAUGAUGAUUCAUGCAUUUAAAGGCUGUAUAACAACCAAACAAGGCAGUGGCAUGUGAGGGGAUGCCCCUUUAUUGAUGAACUUUGUUUAUGAAAUAGAUUUAAGUGUUGCUUAUUUAAUUUAUUUAUGUGUUUAUUUAUUUAUUUGUUAUUUAUUUGGGUAUUGUGGAUAAUAUUUGUACUGAACAGGAAGGAACUGAAUGUGAUCGAAGCUUGCGUGGGCACAAUAAGCAGUUUACAAGAAAAUUUGCAAAACAGACAAAAAUAUCUAUAUUUACUGUAUGUCUGUGUCCUUUUAUUUACUGAGUAUCAAAAGAUAAGAAUGUUCAUGUUUUUUGCUGUAACUUUGCUUUUCGUUUCGCUGACGUUGUCGUUUACUCGGGACAGUUUUCCUUUCUUUGUGCCAGUCUCCAACGCCACCUCAUUUUUGUACAGACGAUGUGAAGCAGUCAGCAGAAGAUGAAGGUUAACUUUGUAAAGAUUUUGUCAGUCACAUUACAAAAUGGAUAUUUAAAUGUUUAUAUCUUUGGUGAUUAAAUGCUAUUGAUAUUUUUCACUUCA